Molecule: messenger RNA, 741 nt
Organism: Rotaria sp. Silwood1
Lineage: Eukaryota; Metazoa; Rotifera; Eurotatoria; Philodinida; Philodinidae
Source: the annotation of a GenBank genome assembly
AUGUCAGCUGAUUAUUUUUGUAAAAUUUGCGAUAUUCCCUGUACUGGUAAAGCACCCUAUGAACAACAUUUAAAUAGUGUUAAACAUAUAAGAAAAGCAAAAUUGAAUGAAUCUCAAAAAUCUUCUGAUCAAUCAGUUAUAUCAACAAAUACGAGUCCAUCAAUUCCAGCAAUAAAUACUCGUCCAUCAUUUACAACAAAAAAUGAUAAUAUUUCUGAAGAUUUAUCUUUUGCAUCAACAUCAUUUAUAAUAAGUCGUGAAACAAUGCGUAUUUUACUUGAAUGGACUCAUCCACGUGGUUAUAAACCUUAUUGUGAAAUAUGUCAAUUAUUAUUACAUGGUGAAAAUAAUGUAGAUUUACAUUUUCAAUCAAAUAAUAAUAUACAUAAUCAAAAGUUAUCUGUAUGGAAACAAAUUUGUGAAAAUGAUGCAAAAUAUUCAUGUAAAGUAUGUUUAGAAAUAUUUGCAAAUGAAUAUUUAAUGAUUGAACAUUUUGAAUCUGAUUAUCAUGCAAAUUUAGUUCAACAAAAAAUUAAUUUAGAAAAAUUUAUGAAAAUUUAUGAAGCAUAUAAUAAACUUAAACAAGUUCGAAAACAAACAAAAAGUUUAGAAAAUCAAUUUCAACAGUUAAAAAUUAUUGAUGGUACUCAACCGAUAUCAAAAUCAUCAACAAAUCUUCCUAUCAAUAUGGUUAUGCUUCAAAAUGCAAUGAAGAAUAUAGUUGAGGAUGAAUAUUGUUAA